AUUUUGGUAAAACGUCAAUUGAAGACGGUGAAUAAAAUUAAAAUUUAUAAUCGAUGUACCGUAUUGAUUCGUACGGUAUAGAAGCUCCGUUAUUUGGCCUGAACCGGGUUCAGAUUGGGAUGCAAAUGUAACUGGGAACAAAGAGAAGAAAUGGGAUAAAUACGGUUUACGUAAUUUAAAAAGGAUAGAUAUAUUUAAAGCGCUCCAGCAGAGAAAGGAAGGUACACGAAUGCACCGAACAGAGAUAAUAGCAUACGGAAUAUCCAAGUCGGAGAAGGACGGCUGAACGGUGCGAGGUGGUGGGGGUGAACCACAUGGUUCCCAACAUCAGCUUCGCUGUAGGCAAACAUCGCAAUUUUCACGAACCAUUAGUGCAAAAACGUAGUUGAAUCCUACGCAGUCCUAAGGAUUGCGACGAUACUAUUACGCGUUUAGGGCUUGACGUGAGCUUCAAUUGCGCAGCGAUUAUCGCAGAGCCUACUGUCGCAGUGUGGACGGGGACAAACUCUCGUGUGUUAGGAAUAAAAUAGAAUAGAAUACGGAGAAAAUUUCUACCGAAUAGAUCGAAGGUAGAACACAACAAAGUGGGGGUGUGUGCCUGACUGUCGCAAAAUUUCGUUGUCACGCGCUAAAAAUAAUACGGAGACGAAUUUUUAACAGUGCCAUGCUGGUUAAAAACAAUAACCAUUAAAUUGUUUAGGAGGUUUUUUUUCAUCAAGUCAUGGAGAAAUUAACUAAUAUCGCGUAUUAUUUUCGUUGGAGGCUUCGGGAGAAGGAAAAUGUCCCCGAAAAAUACGACGAAAGUUCGUCCGAAAAUAAUCCUCCCGGAGACGUAAAGUACAACUUUAAAACGUCCAACAGAUUUCUAACGAUUCUGGAAAGCAUUUUGCUAUGGGAGAAUUCGGUCAACAGUAUCUCUGUCGUCAUUGUCUUCAAUUUAUUGUUCUGGGGAAUCGUCGUAUUGGAGGUCCGCGGUUUUGCGGCAGCCAGCAGUGCUGCGCUAGUCGUGGUCCUCUGCUACAGCACCCUUGAGACACAGGCCCAAAAGGACAAUAAAUCACCAACUGCAGCGACCCCACAUGUCAAGUCAGAGCAGCUGAACAAAAUAGUUCGUCAGCUCAAGUCUGGUGUUGACAACCUCAAGCAAUUGCGCAAAGAACAGCCAGGAGUGUUCUGCGCUUCUACUUGUGCAGUUUCACUGGGUCUCUGGCUGACAGGACGAGCAAUUUCUGGGACACUUUUAGCUUACACGAUUUUAAUGAGUAUAUUAGUAGGACCUGGAAUUCUUUUGCAUAUACCGUGCAAAAUUAUGACGUCUAAAGAAUGGGACAGCGAAAUAGAAGAGUUUCUGCCUGCAGUUACGGAAGAUAACUUACAAGUGUUAAAGCGAGCAGGGGAAAGUGGGGAUCACAGUCUUACACCGACUAGUUUGUCAGUGGAAAAUCAAAUUGAUCCUCUUAAUGACGAAGAAUUGGUUGGUCUAAGAAUGCCUUCCCAUGAAGACGGUAGCACAGAUGGUUUGGAACUGUCCGAAUUGGAAUUAAGUACCGACGAUGUUGAAGUUGAUGGGAUUAAGUUCCAAAGUGGUCAUUUCGAAAGAGGAUCAUCAUCUGAGGAAGAAGCCGAACUUGAGCCACAGAAAAUUUCUCAACAUAGCGACGACAGCGACAGCGAAUUUGAAAUAAUUGACACUCAUGAAGUUGUAAAUGUCAAGAACGUUUAGAGGUUUGACAUAAAUUUCGUGUAAUAUAUAAUAAUUGAUAAUA
Messenger RNA from Diprion similis, 1766 nucleotides. Its product is annotated as reticulophagy regulator 3-like. The transcript has 6 exons. The record is from RefSeq and is a predicted model, not a curated record. NCBI's taxonomy places the organism in Eukaryota, Metazoa, Arthropoda, Insecta, Hymenoptera, Diprionidae. The coding region runs from base 722 to 1723 and encodes 333 amino acids.